GGCCUGGGGUUGAGCCUCCCUCUGGCCGCACAGCCUGGGGUGGAGACGGGCAGCAGAACGACUGCGGUCGUGUAGGCUAAACGGUGACGUACCGAAGGCACCAGACACCCGGGGAGGGUGCACUCUGCGCCGGCCUCCCCUCCCGCAGGACCUAGAGGCCGGGAGUGGCCCUGAGGCCAUUCUGCGUUCCUCCGGGUCGAUCACUGUGUCUGAUUCUGAAGACAGAAGGAGUUAAUGCAUAUCUUGCUUUCUCUCCAGAGCACAUAACUUGAAGGAUUUUUAUAAUGGCUGCAGCUCCUCAGGCACCAGGGAGGGGCUCGGUUCGGAAGACAAGACCUUUAACUGUAAAGACAUCAUUGAACAACCCGUAUACUAUCUGCUGGAGUGCUCUGGAGAGAGAGGAUUUGCACUUCAUCUUACAGACACUUGAAGACAGAUUUAAAUCAAUUGGACUUGAGAAAAUUGAGAAUAAGAAAAGAAGUAAAAAGCAGUUUUUUAAAAAACAAGGCAGAGACAAAUGUAGCAUAGAUGUUCAUAUGAGUGAGGAUCUGAAGGAGAAAAAAACAGAAGAUAAUGAACAAGUAUCAGGGUGGACUUCUGUCCAUGUGAGGAAGCAGCUUGCCAUUGGUGUUAAUGAAGUCACCAGGGCUCUGGAAAGGAACGAACUGCUUUUGGUUUUAGUGUGUAAGUCAGUCAAGCCUGCGAUCAUCACCUCACACCUGAUUCAGUUAAGUUUAAGCAGAACGGUCCCUGCUUGUCAGGUUCCCCGUCUCAGUGAGAGAAUUGCGCCUGUCAUUGGCUUAAAAUGUGUACUAGCUUUGGGAUUCAAAAAGAACACCACUGACUUUGUCAAUGAAGUGAAAGCUAUAAUCCCCAGAGUACCCAAUUUAAAUGUACCAUGGCUUCAAGACAGACUUGAAGACUCCAGGGAAAAUUCAGAGUCUGAAUCUUUGGAAAGCCAAGACAGAGAGAUUUGGGACACUUCCUUUGAAGACCUCUCUAAACGUAAGAGAAAGCUCACUGAAGGUCAGCAGGCUGCAGUGCUACAACCCCUUAAAAUAAAGAAACUGAUUCCAAACCCUAAUAAAAAAAGGAAACCACCCAAAAGUAAAAAAAUUACUUCAAAGUAGUCAUGUAUAAAUUUGUCACUACAUACAAUUGGAAAAUGACACCUUGUAAAAAACCUUGAAGCUAAUAAACUGAAUUACUUUUACAUAGAUUUGUGGGAGAUUGUUUGGUAAAUGUUCCUUUCAAAUGCAUAAGACUUUUUAUACAGCACAGAUAUGCUGAAGCUUAAAAACACUAAAUGCAGAAAAUAUUCAGAAGUAUGCAUAUCAAAAGUUUAUUGACACUAAUGUCCAUGCUUGUAUAGAUUCACUUUUUAAAGGUUGGUACAAUGCUUGUGAGCAAAAACAUCUGUAUCCUACAGCACUUAACAUCUUUCUCUCAAACUUAGAAAAUGUACCACAGUACACAUGGUUCAAAUUAGAGUAGAUGAAACUGGACUGCAGAUACGCCAUCAGUUUUAAAGGAAAGAUACUAAAUGCUAAGCAAUACAUUGUCUUCAGAAACAAUACAUCAGGUUUUUACUUCCUUCUAUUUUACUUCCUUUGGGUAGGUCUAAGCAUUGGCUUGGGAGAAAGGCUUGACACCUUUAGGAAAAGCCAGAUAAGGUCUUUUGACUAGUUAGAAUUCACCCCUUUACAUGGUUAACAUUUCCUUGAAAAUUUAACAUGUAUAAAAAGUGUGAUGGUAAUCAGGUGAAAUGAGGCAGGAAGAAAAUAAAAAAACGGAGCUUGGAUUCUCAGAGGCGAGACUGUACAAUGAUGGGCGUCCUUCGUGUUAGGAAAUGGAGCAUAAUCAGUACUCUGGUUAUGACAGUGUCUGCUACCUACAGUGUGUGCUUGAAAAAGUAACUUUUUCUAAUUUAAGGGGAAGAGUGGCCAGAGUUUAUUUUCAGCUUUAAUUCUGUUUGAUGCAUGAAUUAUGCCACCUCCACUCAUUUAAAUUUUACUGAAUACUAUCGUGGC
This is a messenger RNA of Myotis brandtii (Brandt's bat), 2030 nucleotides long. RefSeq names its product ribonuclease P/MRP 38kDa subunit (gene RPP38). Gene Ontology annotation, cellular component: fibrillar center; nucleolar ribonuclease P complex; ribonuclease MRP complex. The transcript is spliced from 3 exons. Gene Ontology annotation, molecular function: ribonuclease P RNA binding; ribonuclease P activity. The record is from RefSeq and is a predicted model, not a curated record. Gene Ontology annotation, biological process: tRNA 5'-leader removal. Lineage: Eukaryota; Metazoa; Chordata; Mammalia; Chiroptera; Vespertilionidae. Bases 285 to 1130 code for a protein of 281 amino acids.